Lactuca saligna is the source of this 1473-nucleotide messenger RNA. The record is from the annotation of a GenBank genome assembly. NCBI's taxonomy places the organism in Eukaryota, Viridiplantae, Streptophyta, Magnoliopsida, Asterales, Asteraceae.
AUGGAGUUUAUUGAAAAAAUUGUCAAGGAUGUCUACCGUAGAUUACGUAUAUACUCAAGGAUUCCUCUGCCACAACUUUUUGGGAGGGACGAUUCCAUUAAUUCUGUCACCUCAUGGUUGAAAGAUGAAUCCUCACACACAGCAGACGUUCUUACUAUUUUGGGUAUGGGUGGGAUCGGGAAGACGUCUUUAGCCAAAUUUGUCUAUGUCUUACAUUCCCAUGAAUUCGACAGAAGCAGCUUCAUUGGAGAUAUCAGUAGGAGUUGUGAAAAAUUCGACGGGUUGCUUGAUUUACAAAAGAAACUAUGUGAUGACAUUAUAAAACCAAGUUCUUUUCAAGUUCGUGAUGUUUCUCUAUACACCUCAAUGAUAGAGAAUGCAUUGGCUAGUAAAAAGGUGUUUCUCGUUCUUGAUGAUAUUGAUAGCCUCGACCAGUUGAAUGCAUUAAUUGGAAGUAAAGGUUUUCAUGCAGGGAGCAAAAUUCUCAUAACAACAAAGAACGAAUGGUUGAUAAAGAGUUGCGCACUUUUCAAAACAGAUGUUAAACCCAAGCAUGCAAACCAUUUGCUUAAAGGCUUGUAUGAGACUGAAUCACGACAACUCUUGUGCUUUCACGCAUUCAUGUCUAAUGAUCCCAAGGCUGGCUAUGAAGAGGUGUUAGAGAAGCUUGUGAAUUAUUGUGAAGGGCAUCCAUUGGCUCUUAAACUUUUGGGCGAGUCUCUGCAUAACCGUGACGUAGCUUAUUGGGAGGGGCUCAUAGAAACGCUAGAGAAAGAAAACGAUAGAGAUGUUACUGAAGCAAUAUUAAAGGCAUGUAAUAUAAACACAAGUGUUGCAUUCACGAAUCUCAUUGACAGAUGUCUUCUUAGUAUUGGAGGGAAUAACGACUUAAUGAUGCAUCAGUUGCUCCAAGAGAUGGGAAAAACCAUAGUACGUGAAGAAUCACCAAACAAGCCAUGGAAGCGAAGUCAAUUAUGGUGUCAUGAAGAGUCAUUCGAAGUGUUGAAACGAAAAAAAGGUACAGAAAAUGUUCUAGGCUUCACCCUUGACAUGAGAAUGCUUGAGAAAGAUAAGUUAUGUGGAUCAAUUGAAUUCAAAACAGAUGCACUGAGUAACAUGGAUAAUAUGAUGCUACUACAACUCAAUUAUGUGAAAAUAAAAGGGACUUAUAAGAAGUUUCCAGAAAAACUUAGAUGGUUGUGUAUGCAUGGGUUUCUUUUGGAAUCUAUACCUUCAAACUUACUGAUGGAUAAUCUUGUUUCGCUGGACAUGUCAUAUAGCAAGAUUAAAUCAUUUGAUGUUUGUUAUCGGUUUUCACAACGACCUCAUAAUAGGCUCAAGAAGUUGUUUGGAUCGUUGUCAAAAGACAAAAGCUUGCUUGAAUCACUGAAGUUUCUUAAUCUAAGUUUCUGUGAUCGGCUCACGAAGCUGGGUGGCUUGGCUUUGACAGACUUCCUGCACUUGAGAGUUUAA